Messenger RNA from Mytilus californianus (California mussel), 384 nucleotides. RefSeq lists its product as uncharacterized. The record is from RefSeq and is a predicted model, not a curated record. The transcript has 2 exons. NCBI's taxonomy places the organism in Eukaryota, Metazoa, Mollusca, Bivalvia, Mytilida, Mytilidae. The coding region runs from base 91 to 288 and encodes 65 amino acids.
CUUUGGUUGAUAGCAACUGUAACUGGUGCUGCUGUCUGGUGGUUUGAUGAAUCCAGUAACAGAAAUAUUUGGUGUAUAGGUAGCAGUGUCAUGGCAACCAUAUUUCCGUGGACAAUGCUCAUUAUGAUGCCAGAUGCUAACAGAUUACUCAAAGAUACUGCCCUCAGAGAACAAGGUGGUAAUUGGGUACGUGCUAAGCUAGAUGCCUAUAACAAACAACACAUGUAUAGGAGUGUGGUUGGAUUGUCUGUGUUCGGACUAUGGUUGUAUGCCAUUAGUAAACCAUAACUACGUGGCUUUCUUCAAGUACAAGAUGUUGAGUAAAUACACGGCUGACUUACUAUUGUAUUGUAGUGUGUUUGUACACUGACGAACCAGAAGCAA